Molecule: messenger RNA, 630 nt
Organism: Caenorhabditis briggsae
Lineage: Eukaryota; Metazoa; Nematoda; Chromadorea; Rhabditida; Rhabditidae
Exons: 5
Coding region: 1-630 (209 amino acids)
Source: RefSeq, a predicted model, not a curated record
AUGUCUACAAUGAAAAUGCGAGUGGAAGUUGAUGAGUACGAACGGCGGAAGAUUAAAAUGAAAGAAGCAAAAAAGAAAGCGCAAGACUGGAUAAAUAAUCUAAAAAAUCGAAGUAUGAGGAGUCUUUCGAGAAGUUCUAGAAGAAGUAAGAGCUCCGUGAUAGAGACUCCUCCGUAUAAUUCUGAUUCCACAAGAUCAUAUAAAAAUGGAAACAGUUUGAAUGUUCCGUUUUCAAUGAGCCAACAAGCGAUUCACGUAGAGGAUGAAACCAGGUCGGGAGCUAGUUCCACUCGUCAAAGCGUUUGCAGCGCUCCUACUCCUCAUCUCGAGGUUAAUCUUCCUGUCCGAUGCAACUCUCAUCUUGGCUUCUUGCCAGAAAUCGUUGUAACCGAAGAACGUCCGAAACUUUGUCUCCUCUUACCACCUCCGACUCGCCGACGAAAGUCGGUCACUGCAACCUCAAAUCAACCAAUUCACAAGUCUGUGUCAUGCCAGCAACUAACCAUAUCAAGAAAAUCAUCCAUGUCCAGUGCACACAGUGUUUCUCCGUCGCUUUCCGAAGAAAUCGUAUUCAAUUUUCCCGACAGCGGGUCCGCCACACCCAAUGACUCACCACCAUACGAAUUUUAG